Molecule: messenger RNA, 3474 nt
Organism: Paramecium tetraurelia
Lineage: Eukaryota; Ciliophora; Oligohymenophorea; Peniculida; Parameciidae
Exons: 6
Molecular function (GO): protein binding
Source: RefSeq, a predicted model, not a curated record
AUGAAUUAGACAAAUUCUAAAUUAGAACGACAAUUGAUAUCUCCUAAACAAUAAGGUCAGCUUCCAAGUCUAUACUAUGAUUAUAGUGCGAGGAAAAAAUAAAAAUUAAAAACAUAUUUUCGAUAGGAGAAAUGUAUUUCCAUUAGUCCAAACAAAUAGAUCAUUAAAACAUAAAGGGAUCUCUUGAAGAAAAUAGAAUCUGAAAGAAAUUCUGAAGUUUAUUCUUUUGAAGAUGAAGUUAGCAGAUCUGCUCGCUUUUAAAGAAAAUCAAGACUGCAUUAAAGAAAUAAAAUCUUUAAUCAUCCAAUUAUAAACAACUAGCCUUUGUACACAGAUACAUAAAACGAAACUGAAACUCCUUAUUUCAAGGAUAAGGACUCAUCUAUUAGUAAGUCUGACGACGAGAAUGAAGAGAAAAAUGAAAAUAAAAUAGAUUUAAAACUCGAGGGUGAGACUGGUAAGGCUCUGAAGUAGAUAAGCCAUAAAAUAAAUCAAGAAUUAAAUAAUUCAUUUUAUCAUUUUAUAAAAAAAUCGGAAAAAAUGAAAGAUUUGAUUCUAAAUUUUUAACAAAAGGAUAAUCUGAGUUUAAUUCAUUAUUAUUGUUUGAAUGAUAGUCUAUUUCCUAAGAGAAUCGAACUGAGUAAGCAAGAUGUUAAAGAAAUUAAUUUAUCAGAUUUAGGAUUGACUCCAAAAUAUAUUCCAUUGAUUCGGAAUUUAUUAAACUCGAAACGAGACAAAAAUAUUAAAUCAAUAGAUAUCAGUCAAAAUAAAAUUAAUGAAUGGUCUUUAAAGUUAUUAAUUGAUGUUUUCCCCUUAAAAGUCAAAACCAUUAACUUAUCGCUUAAUUAAUUAAACCGUAGAGGUGCAGUGCUACUUUCUGAACAUCUAAAAAGCUUUGAAAAUCUGAGGUUCUUGAAUUUAAAAGGAAAUCAAAUAGGAGAUACAGGAACUGCAACCAUAUUAGAGACAUUGAGAUCAAGUUUGAGGAUCAAAAAAUUAAAUUUAUCAGAUAAUGCAAUCUCUGAUGCAAUUUGCAACGAUUUAAAAGAGUUCAUCAUGAAAAAUUAAUCCAUUUAAGUGCUGAGUCUGAAUUGGAAUUAAUUGGGCCCUGUUGUUGGAUUAUCAAUAGCCAAAGGAUUAAAUUACAACAAAUCUAUUAGGGUAGUAGACUUAAGCUAUAACAAAAUUGGAUAGAGUGACAACAACUAUGAAUGUAUUAAGGAGUGGUGUUCAUUGCUGAGCAAUACAUACACAGAAUUGAUUCAUCUAGAUCUAUCUUACAAUUAAUUUAAUGAGAAAUAACUCUAAUUAAUAAACUACUCAAUUCUGAAGAAUCCUCGUUUAUAUGGGUUACACGUUGAAGGAAAUAAAUGCUUGGCUCAUGUAGACCCAUUAGGAUUUAUAUAAUUUCCCUAAUAAAUCAAAGGAAAGUAAAGUAUGCAGCCAAAGCAUUAAAAUAUCGAUGGUGUUAACUUCAUCCCAAUGUAAAACGAAAAUGAAAAUGGAUCUGACUGUUGUUGGAUAUGUUAAGGGUGGAUGGAGUAUCAUUUUGUUUAUGAACCUGAACCUGAAGAAUCCAAAACUGAUUCUAUAUAUUUGCAUUUAGACUUUUUAGAUUUCAAACCAAUAUCUAUGACGACAAGUAAAGAGUUAUGGAAAUAGAUAAGUAGCAAGAUCAAUAAUAAUGCUGUUUUGGAAGACAUAACAACAGGAGAAAUCAUUCAUUAAUUAAAGCAUGCUUUUAGUGCUGGUAAGAUAAUCACAAUGACUGCCAUAAAUGAUGCUUACACUGAAGAUAAGAAGAUGAAGGAUGACAUGAAAUCAAUAUUAUCUGAAUUGAAUUCAAAGUUCUUCUUCACUUCUUAUUAGAUGUGUCCUCCUAACUAAAAAAUACUUUACUUCUUUUCUAGUCCCACUGGAAAAGGAAUAUUUAUAAACCCAAGAUUUCCAAUAAUAUAACUGUAAACUGCUGAAAAUAUUGAGUUGAUUAUGGAUAAAGAACACGUAUUUUUUUAUCCCGAUGGGUCUCAGAUCUCAUUAUCCUAGGUCGAACAAGUGAAUUAUUUUCAAACUAAAUAGAUGCUUGUUAUUGAUUAAAAGAAUUAAUACAAACCUUUAGUGAAAGUAAUUCCUAGAUGUUUGGAAAAUAAAUAUUUUUUAAAAAGAUUUGCUGUUGAUGCAUCCAAGCAAAAAUCAAAUUUGAUUUAUUGGCAAAAGGAAUAAUCAGCCUUUAAAUCUUAUUAAGGAGACACUGAAGAUGUCUUGGAUGAGUGUUUUCAAUUUGAUUGGAAUUGUAUGGGCAUUUAACACUUUUUAAAAUCCGAAUAGGAAAUUGAAAAAGUUAUCUAGAUUAUGAGAUUUCACUAUCCAAAACUAAAAGAUGUUUAUAAGUAUUAUUCAAGCUUUGGAUAUAAUGCUAAUAUACAAUUGAAUGGCUAUCAGGUGGAAACCUUCUAUAUUCCUCUUGAGUUGAUUUACGAACUAACUCAAGAAUUACUACCAUAGGGCAUAUCAAUUGAGGAUUUAUAAUCUCAAGUGAAGUAAAUUAAGUAUAAUUGUGAUUCGAAAUUCAUAUAUAAUCCAGAGAAAGGAUUUGUUCGAUAUUAAUUUAUAGAAUUCAUUUUUAGAAUAGCUUUGCUGGUGACAAGAUUGAAACAGAAGCCUAAACUGAUUGUUGACGAGGUGUAUAGAACAUUUUAAGUUUUAACAGAAAGAUUUGCAGCCUUUGAUAACUAACAAAAGUGGAGAGAAGAACGUUUGUGGACAAAAGAGUGUGGCAAUUUAAUUUACAUCAAAUAGGGGUUCAUUUAGAGACUGCAUGAUUAUGCAGCUUCAAUUAAAAAUAAGAAAUGGUCAUUCAAGUUAAAGUGGAUAGCAUUGACAGAAUUUCUAGACUUUUGCAAUUAAAUGGGAUUUCAACAAUUUUUGAGUGAAACUCAAUUAAAAAUCAUCUACAAUUUCUCAAUGUAAACUCACCAAGAUGAAUUGACUUAAGAUAGACAUUUAAGGAUGUCCACUGUGGAAUUUACAGAAGCCUUGGCAAGGAUAGCUGAAUUCAUUAGUCCCAAUGGUAAUGAGACUGAUAAUGCAGCUACAAAUAGAUUGAUCCUUCCAUUACAUAUCAAAUUGGAGAACCUUCUAACUCAUAUCUAUAUUACUUUAAGGAUUCUUAAAGUGAAUAACUUCGAGAGUUUUAGUAUUUACUUUAGCUAUAAUUCUAAUGAGAUUUUACCUAAACCUACUGAGCUUCUGUUGGAUUAAUAUGAAUGCACAACCCAAGAAUUGAGAAUCUAUAAUGCUCUAUCCUAUUUGAAAAUGUUUAAGACCCCUUAUUUGCAUCCAAAUUAUAAACUAUUUUUAGAAAUACCUUUCCAAUAGGUUUAAAUUUUGAAGUCAAAGAGAAGUAUGAUUGAAAGAUAGAUGACUCAAAAAUAAAAACUCUUAAAGUUGAAGGCUACAUUAUAAUUACUGUGA